AUGCCCUGGUUCGUUCAAGGCAGCCGACCAGCCUCCGGCUGGUUCAUCUGCUUCCGCGCGACCGCCGCUUACCGCUGCACCUGUCAUCAACCCUCAUGUUGCUACACGCGGUUCUUCGGCAUCGGUCUCGGAGAAGACAAGGUAUCUAAAGCAUUGUCGGCUUUAUUGACGGCCGUUUGCGAUGAUCCCUGCGACGCGACCCAUUGGUGCAGGCUCCAAUGUUUUUUCGCAUUUGUUUUGUUCAAGCCAACCAGGGGCGGUCGCAGGACUAAUCAAGCCAAUUACGAACCGUCGGGCAUUGCGGCGCACGACGGUAAGCGCCCUGACGGGUGUACCUUGAUCCCUUGGAGAGCCGGCAGGUGCUUGGCGUGGGACGUUACCGUUCCGGGCACCUUUGCUGAGCGCUACGUCCAGCUUACUAGCAAAGAAAGCGGUUUGGCUGCAACCAGGGCAUCUGACGAGAAGAUCAAAAAGUACGACGGAGCUCUCCCCUCGAUGGAGUUUUUACCGAUUUGUAUCGAGGUCCUCGGCCCCAUGGACCGUAUCACCUCCGGGUUUUUCAAUCGGAUUUGUAAAAAUAUCAGUAUUAGGUCAGGCGAUAGUAGGGAAUAUUUUUUUGCUAUGAAUAAUAUCUCGUGCAUUCUGCAGCGGUUUUUGCGCGUCUGUGUGUUGGAAAAUGUGGAGUUGAAUGCCGACGGGGUUGAGUGA
This is a messenger RNA of Helobdella robusta, 708 nucleotides long. RefSeq lists its product as hypothetical. The transcript has 3 exons. The coding region runs from base 1 to 708 and encodes 235 amino acids. NCBI's taxonomy places the organism in Eukaryota, Metazoa, Annelida, Clitellata, Rhynchobdellida, Glossiphoniidae. The record is from RefSeq and is a predicted model, not a curated record.